AAAAAAGGAGAUAUUCUAGAAUUUUCUAAAUCCAUGAUUCAUCCUUCGAUGAACGUAUCUAAAGCGAAUACUUUUGAAGAAAUUUUAAAUACUUUAAAAAAUGAUAUCCUUUUUAUCCCAUUUAAACAUUCCGUUAAAAAAAAAUUACAAAAGUUAAAAUUUGAUCUAAAAAAUAAGAAUUAUAUUCAAUUCAUUAAUAUAUUCGAGAAUAUUAAAAUCAAUUCAUUAAAUGAUUUAAUCAAUCAAAGCUUUUUAGAACAAAAAUCGAUUCGUUUUGGUUCAUGUGUUACUCUAAAGCAUGUCGCAACUGGAAAAUAUUUUAGACGUUAUGUACAAUAUAAAACGGGCUCUAAGAGAAGUAUUGUUUUCGCUAGCCAAGCUUUAUCCAAUUCAAAUUCUUUAUGGAUCCUUGAUCAAAACAAUAAUAGGAAUCCGAUUAUUUAUGGAAAAAGUGAAGUUUACUUAAUGAAAAAAGGGGGGUUUCUAUGAAGUGGUGUAUUGAAUGAUUUGAAAAUGAAUAACUUAUUAGAUAAAUUUUUGUAUAUACCGUAAUUUAGUAAAAUAUUAUCAAUACAUAUUUAUUGUAAAAAAAUCACGAUAAUUUAACUUUUUAA
Molecule: messenger RNA, 614 nt
Organism: Rhizophagus irregularis DAOM 181602=DAOM 197198
Lineage: Eukaryota; Fungi; Glomeromycota; Glomeromycetes; Glomerales; Glomeraceae
Source: RefSeq, a predicted model, not a curated record